AUGCCGGCAACAGAGGAGCCCUCCGAACCCGACAUCGGGAUGUUAUGCGACGUCACAGGCCUGCUGCGACCAGAAGCUAUCAAGCGUCUAAAGUCCAAUAAUAACGAUCUUCAACGAGCGAUCGAGGAAUACUUCGAAGAUCCAACCGGCGAAAAGUACAAAUGGGACGAUUCACAUUUCUCUUCGAGUCGAGAGGGCGAUGCGAACAAUCCAGGCAUAUCUUUCAACAUCCAAGCCCCCGACGAGCUUCCGCCUCUCGGUUACCAGAACAGCGCAGCGCCGACUCGCCCUCCUUCAAGAACCACAACACCACUGGGAGCUCCAACCAACACCGACCAAGAAGAUGACGAUCUUCAGCGAGCCUUGGCCGAGUCAGCCGCCGCGUCUGGUAUCCAGCCCCAAGAAGCUGGUGUUGUCGACAGCGAGACGAAUCAGAAGUACUUUGGCCCUGCAAAUCGACUGCAAUACCAAGUUGAAGAUUGGUCUAUGGUUCCUACCAAGGCGUCAGUGGAUACUGCCAAAAUUGGCCCUGCUCCAUCAAAACGCAAACGAGACCCAGAGACUCCCGCAUUCCUCCGACAGACCAAAGAUCACCGGGUUGGGGCUAUCCUGUCAAUCUUUCACAAGAUCCCUCUGGUUAGAAAUAUCCUGCUCCGCUGCGGAAGACCGGCGCGUAACUACGGGCAUAACUCUGAGUGGUGGAACGGUCAAAAAAUUCUGAAGCAAGAGACCCUUGCUGCCAUGGCGACAGGAGAGGACAUCUGGGGCGAUGAUGCACAUCCCGAUUUCAGCGAAGAACUACAUCGUCUGUUAGCCUUCCUCGACAAGACAGAACGCAGCUACGGAUCAGUCGACAGCUUUAUCGAAACCAAACCGAUGGACCCGACCCACGGUGCUUGGGUGCCUGACGUUGAAGACAACCUCGCCGAGGCUUUGAAGCAAGCAAGCCAGGAAAACCCUGAUUGUGAUAUAAACCCCAUGGUCACCAUCGGCCAGCAGCUGCGAGUGCCGCCGGCAGGUGGUGAACAUUUAUCCUCCGAGGUUGUCGACUCGGGUGACGGAGAAAUGGAACAAGGAUUUAUCUUUCUCGAUGUUCGACUAGGUCAAGACCGGUAUGAGUGCGUGGGCACUUUAUAUGACGCUCUCGACCAAUUCCUUUGGCAAGAGCCGAUGUCACCAUCAUAUGAGUUUGUCGGCGAUAAGUUCGCUGCUCUCAAGAAGCCGGCCGACGUGCUUACAUUCCGGCUCGGAGGCUCGGGCUUAGUGAGGCCUUGCGAAGUACCCGCCAUCUUCUACGCAGAUCGAUACAUGAGAGACAGAAAAGACUCCACUAUCCACUUCAUGCGUCAGAUUCGAGAGAUCAGGACUCAGCUGCAGAACCUAGAGACGUGGGAGCGGGAACGGUUCCAAUGUAAAGGGGAGCACGGCUGCUCUAGGCUUAAGGGACUGGGCGAGUGGCAUGAUAUUCGCGCUUGUCGCGAGAGGACAAUUGAACUAGCCACGAAUCUCCUCGAGCAGCAGAAGAAGGAUGCUCAGUGGCGCUACUUCGAACGUCAGUGGAGAAAUGAUACACCAUACAGCAUGGAGGACCUUAGACUGCUUCACACAUCGACCGGGCCAUUUGAACUGACAUCGGAGGAAGAGGCCAAUAGAAGGAAAUGGGAAUUCAUCAUCAAGACCUCGAGACGAGAAAUGGAGGACAUUGAUCGAGAAUUGGCUGAUUGUAAAGACAAGAAGGAAGAGCUUACUGGCUGCCUGCAAGUGAUUCGCAAGCGUCUUACCUGUCAGGAGCACGAAGCUGAUGACGAUCUCUUUGUCUUCCGCUCGAAUCCCGAUGCUUAUCAACCGGAGUACUGGAACCCGACUCGGAAAUUCAUGCUCCGGGGUAUCGCACUGACGCGAGAUUUGGCAUAUGUCUGCGUCCGACAUGAACCUGAUCUAGUCGACAUCGACGGACAAGCGAAGCCGAUGGACCAGUGGUGGAAGAUAGGUUACGCCGCAGACGAAGCGUCUCCGAUCAAAACGGAGAAGGUUACCCUGGACGAUACUGUCCAGGCGGCAGGGACUGAAUCGAAGAACCCGAUCCUCAUAUAUGCCACCGAAGCUGCUAUGGAAGCAAGGCCAACGGAGCUUUCAGACCCCCUGCGGAUGUUUGUCAAAGCCGACAACCGCUCGUUUCAACAAGAAAUUGCUCAAGAGCAGAGCCAAGGACAGGACAGAGUACAGGAUCAACAUCAAAUGCAGGAUUUGCCGCCAGCGGCAUUGGGCGCUGAGGGUUCAUCUCAGAUCCCAUUCAACCCAGGCGCGAAAAGGAAGCUUAGCAAUGCGUCUUCCAUUGCCACUCAUGGCAGCUUGCGGAGCGACCUAGCCGAGGUUGAUCUAACCUUCCCGGACGACCCUGUCCAAUUCGAUGAUGACUCGACUGCAACGACGCAUCACCAGGAGUUCGCUAGCAACAUGCCAAUGACGCAUCACCAGGAGUUUGCCAACAACACCACCCAGCUCGUUAAGCUCGGCGGGAUCGUUGAAUCUUUGGCUAGCUGUCGAACGCGAGAUAACGACUCACCGAUCCUGGGACGGCGCGAAGUGCAAAGAGACUAUGGCGUCCAACAAGGUGGUCAGGGUGACAACUACGAGAGCAUGGAGGAGCUGCGGACGUUUGACAGCAGUGCGACAGACUCCAAAGGGCCCGAGAUGCAAGAGCGUAGCGGAGGAAUGGCUCCUUUCCUGACUCGCCCCGGUAGCAAGCACGGCACGCAGCCAGGUCCCAUUGACAUGAUGGACCUCGACGACGAUGAAGAGCAGCGACGAGGGGGUUGA
Anthostomella pinea is the source of this 2820-nucleotide messenger RNA. The record is from the annotation of a GenBank genome assembly. NCBI's taxonomy places the organism in Eukaryota, Fungi, Ascomycota, Sordariomycetes, Xylariales, Xylariaceae.